AAUUUUCCAGAAAAGGAUCUUCUGCACUGCCAUUCUAAGGAUGUGAUUGAAGCUCAUUUUAUGGCUUUUAUAAAAGAAGCAGAUGCUUUAAAGCACAAAAGUCAAGUCAUUAAUGAGAUGCAAAAAAAGGAUCAUAAGCAACUGUGGAUGGGAUUACAGAAUGAUAAAUUUGAGCAGUUUUGGGCAAUAAAUCGAAAACUCAUGGAGUAUUCUCCAGAAGAUAGUGGAUUUCGAUACAUCCCAUUUAGAAUUUAUCAGGCAACGACAGAGAGACCUUUUAUACAGAAGUUAUUUCGACCAGUUGAUUCAGGAGGACAGUUGCAUACUCUGGGAGAUCUGCUAAAAGAUGUGUGUCCUAGUGCUAUCGACCCUGAAGAUGGAGAGCAGAAGACUCAAGUGAUGAUUCAUGGAAUUGAGCCAAUGCUGGAAACACCCAUACAGUGGCUAAGCGAACAUAUGAGCUAUCCAGAUAAUUUUCUCCACAUUAGUAUCAUUCCCCGACCCACUGAUUGAAACUCAGCUGUACUGGUAUGAGGAUCAUUCUCAAGCUGGAAUUACAAGGGCAUGUCAACUUCUUGCUUCUGUCGGUCCUGACAGAGGCAGCAGCCUGACCAGAAGAAAAAACCAACAAAAAACCCGAAACAAAACAAGAAGUCCUCACUGCUGCGAGCCAAACAGGAAGACAGAUCCUAUCAUCAGAUAAGGGCAAUUGGGCUGAUCUUAUUUUGCAUCACCGCUGCUUUUCUUCACUGCUGUAAUUAAAUCAGUUGCGAUAUGAAAGAAUUUACAGGACCUCUGCAAGUCUGCUGUUUUCUUGUAAAAUAUAGUGAAGCUGAAACUGUCAGCCAAAGAGCAAAUGGAAAUAUGCCACUUGAUUGUAUUUCUGAUUAACAAAUAAACAGGGCUGUUUCCUAAAGCAGCAGUCUUUCGAUUUUGAGAGUGGAAACAUUGGUUUAAUUUUCUAGAAAGUUAGACACUGAGAGAUUCAGUUACCAACAGCGUUUUGUA
Molecule: messenger RNA, 1008 nt
Organism: Mesitornis unicolor (brown roatelo)
Lineage: Eukaryota; Metazoa; Chordata; Aves; Mesitornithiformes; Mesitornithidae
Gene: ATG5
Product: autophagy related 5
Exons: 4
Biological process (GO): cellular response to nitrogen starvation; autophagosome assembly; autophagy of mitochondrion
Cellular component (GO): Atg12-Atg5-Atg16 complex; phagophore assembly site membrane; cytoplasm
Source: RefSeq, a predicted model, not a curated record